This is a messenger RNA of Strigops habroptila (Kakapo), 480 nucleotides long. RefSeq names its product claw keratin-like. Lineage: Eukaryota; Metazoa; Chordata; Aves; Psittaciformes; Psittacidae. Gene Ontology annotation, cellular component: intermediate filament. The record is from RefSeq and is a predicted model, not a curated record. Bases 1 to 480 code for a protein of 159 amino acids. The transcript has a single exon. Gene Ontology annotation, molecular function: structural constituent of cytoskeleton.
AUGUCCUGCUCCAGCCUGAGUGUCCCUUCCUGUGGGGUGGCCACCCCGUACCCGCUGGCUGACACCACCAACGAGCCCUGUGUGCGUCAGUGCCAGAGCUCCACGGUGGUGAUCCAGCCCCCGGCUUCGGUGGUCACCUUUCCCGGACCCAUCCUCAGCUCCUUCCCACAGCACAGCGUUGUGGGCUCAGCGGGAGUCCCCGCCAUUGCCGGGGGCUACGGCGGCAGUUUUGGAGGCUAUGGUGGUUUUGGAGGCUAUGGAGGCUACGGGGGCUACGGAGGCCUUGGUGGCUAUUGGGGCUAUGGAGGCCUUGGUGGCUACGGGGGCUAUGGAGGCUACGGUAGCUGUGGAGGCUAUGGAGGCCUUGGGGGCUAUGGGGGCUAUGGAGGCUUUGGUGGCUACGGAGGCUUUGGUGGCUGGGGAUAUGGUGGCUGGGGUCGAGGCCUCAGGUCCUUCGGUGGCUGGUGUGGCAGCUGCUGA